UAUAUACCACUUAUGUUCUAAAACAAUAAUUUAUGUAUAGAAAAGUGAAAACAAACACCCGUGCGGUUGCACGGGUCAAAAUCUAGUUUAUAGAUUUAAAAUUUUUAUAUAUGUACGUCAUAUGUUUAAGGUAUAUUUUAGGUGUAGUAAAAACCGUGAGACAAAUUCCUACAUGCAUCAUGCUAAAGGUGAGCGUUUGGGCACCCGUUCGAACUACUCGGAUUUUGAAUUUUUGGAGUUAGAGAUGUAAUCUUCAUUUAGGUAUUUAUAAAUUUUAGUUCAGAUUUAGUUUGGAUCUUUGCAGAUAUGAUUCAGGUACAUAUACCCGUUUAGAUUAUGUAAACAAAAUAAUUUUUUUAAAUAUAAUUUAAAAUUUAAAGUAAAAAUAAUAUACAACAUAGAAAUUUGAAUAGUUUUAACAAAAUACUUAAACUUAACAUGAAAUUAGUUCUAUAUGAAUAUUUGGAUGGCAAACCGGUAGGCAUUUAGAGUAUUUCUAGUGUUUUAAAUGUUUUUGAUUAUUUCAGAUAUUUACUUUUACAUAUUUUUUUUGAUAUUUUCAAGUAUUUUUAAGAAUUUUGAAUAUUUGGGAGUGUUUUAGAUAUUUUUGAAUAUUAAAUAUAAACAUAAUUAAUAUAUUUAAGCAUAUAAAGUCAUUUCAAUAUUUUUCGGGCAUUCGAAAUAUUUGUUUUUGAACAAGGUUUGGUUUAGGUUCUUCAUGUACCAAAAUUUUAGACCCGUUUGUAUAUUUUACCGUCUUCGAUUAAAUUUUUGUAUAUUUGGGUCAUAUUCAGUUCAAUUUUUCGGGUUUGAAUAACUGAUUCAAUAUAUUUGGAAUUAAAUAAUAUAUCAUGUCAUUAAUAAUAAGAUUGUAAUGAAUGAUUGUAAUUAGGAUAUUUUCACAAUUUGAAAAUAAGAACAGCCAUGUGUGUUAUUUUUGUUCGUUUUGUUUUGGCUGAUGUAAGAGUUGAUAGGUUCUUCAUUCAUGAAUUAAAUAUCAAAAUCUUUUAUCGUUUUACUUGUUUUAAUAAAAUAACAUUCCAUUGAUGAAGUUCAAAUUACCCUAAAGCAAUUCUCUCAAAUAAGAAAUCGAUUGCAGUACUCAGAAUCAAAUCCACGUGGAGUGUAGAUCAUACAAUAGAGUAUAUAUAUCAAGAUUAAGCUAGACAAUAAUAUUAAAAGCAGUAAAUAAAACAAUAAAUCGGUUAUGAGAUAUAUGAAAAAAGUGCUAGACUUAUGGUAUUUCAAACAGGAAAUGAGAGCUAUAAUUUAUUGAUGCUAAGGGUUUAAUAAGAACCUUCCUCGAACUCAAAUUCAUUGAGUAAGAUAUCCAGCUCUCGCUACGAGUCUAAUCAGGUGUGUAAAUCUCAGAAUUCGAACUCUUGUAUGUGAAUUAAAUUGUUCAGACAGUCAUUAGAAUCCAAUUUGAUUUGUUCACUAAAUUAUCUAAACCAACUCUCGUUAUAUUUAUCAACCUAGCUUAUAAGGAGCCAAACCCACUCUUGCGGUUGUCGACUAUCCUAUGAUCACGUUUCUAGAUCAAUCAUGUGAAGGAUCCAAGAUAAUAAACCCAACAGUUAAGUUCUUCAACCAUGUCACCAAUCACCCAAGGUUUCUUGAAGUGAUCUCUCAGGUCUGGAACGUAACUUCACCGCUGUUCCACUCUAGACCGGCUCUUCGUAGAUUCCAUGAGAAACUAAAGUCGCUCAAGUCUGAGAUGAGGGGGUAAAUAGAUACUUGUAUGAUGAUCUACCAGGUCGUGUGAAGAAGGCGUACGAGGAUCUAUGUAUCAAACAAACUGAAGCUAUGCAGAACCCGCAGCUGCACAAGAGAUUCAUGGAUGUUGUGGCUCACUUAGGCAUUAAAAACGCAGUGCCGAAGACGAUCAUGCAGCUGAACGUCGAAGGAUUGACUCGAGAGAACGUCGCGUCCCACAUCCAGAAGUACAGGCUGUACCUCAAAAGGAUGCAGGGAUUGAAUUCGGAAGGUCCCUCUUCUUCAGAUAAGCUCUUCUCCUCAACCCAUGUGCCUCCACAGAGCUUCCAAGACCAAGGGAGUGGAUCUGCCGGACAUGUGGGAGCGCCGUCGAUGAUGCAGAUGCCAGUCUAUGCGCACCAUAUGGGUAUGCAGGGAUAUCAUCACCAGAAUCACACUCAUGAUCCUUAUCAUCAGAACCAUCAUCGCGGAAGUGGUGGACCUGCAAAUCCAUAUAUGAAGCAGCAGAACAAGUUCGGAUCCAUGGCGUCUUAUCCUCCUGUCGGAGGUGGAAGCGCUAAUGAGAAUUAA
Molecule: messenger RNA, 2286 nt
Organism: Brassica napus (rape)
Lineage: Eukaryota; Viridiplantae; Streptophyta; Magnoliopsida; Brassicales; Brassicaceae
Product: transcription factor LUX-like
Exons: 1
Coding region: 1807-2286 (159 amino acids)
Biological process (GO): regulation of DNA-templated transcription
Cellular component (GO): nucleus
Molecular function (GO): DNA binding; DNA-binding transcription factor activity
Source: RefSeq, a predicted model, not a curated record